Messenger RNA from Rasamsonia emersonii CBS 393.64, 2760 nucleotides. Its product is annotated as Quinic acid utilization activator. The transcript has 2 exons. Lineage: Eukaryota; Fungi; Ascomycota; Eurotiomycetes; Eurotiales; Trichocomaceae. Gene Ontology annotation, molecular function: zinc ion binding; DNA-binding transcription factor activity, RNA polymerase II-specific; DNA binding. The coding region runs from base 1 to 2760 and encodes 919 amino acids. The record is from RefSeq and is a predicted model, not a curated record. Gene Ontology annotation, biological process: DNA-templated transcription; positive regulation of transcription by RNA polymerase II.
AUGCGUGAGGAACAGCCCAUCACUGAUGGAUCAACAAGAGGAACGACUGAAGGGCAGAUAUCAGAAAGCAGCAGCAGACCUAAACGGCGAUUGACAGAUACGCAAGGAGAAAGCAGGCAGAAUGAGGAUGACGCUCCAAAGCGACAGCGUGUUUCUAGAGCCUGUGAUCAGUGCCGCAGCAAAAAAGACAAGUGUGACGGCGCUCGGCCCACCUGUUCCACCUGCACCUUCCUGAAACGAUCCUGUUCCUACAAAUCGAAUCCGAAGAAACGAGGCCUGCCAACCGGAUAUAUCCGAACCUUGGAGCUGUUAUGGGGUGCUGUUUUUUCCACCAUCAAGGGCAGUGAGGACGUUGUUCGUGUCCUUCUGAGGACAGUGAACAUACCCGGUCACUUAGCCACGAUGAACAAGGAGGGUGACAAUCCUGACUCGUUCCUGUCUGGAUGGAAGAACAGCAUCGUGCUGAAAGAGAUUGAGAGACUGCUGACUGCACUUGAACAAUCUGACGGGGAUUCGGGAACGACAAACUUGGAUGACGGCGGAGAGGCCACUUCGAGACCUGUUGAGGUGUUCAAUUUGCCGGCAUUAAAAGAUGCCGAAUGGCAGGUUCCAGAGGGGAUGAGGCGAAUUUAUAAUGAUAUUACCGUCAACAUUGCUACUCCAGAUCCACCCUCGUUAGAUGGCGCGAGUUUGAGACGACCCCAAGAGCGUCAUUACUGCGAUGUCGCUACACAAACUGUCUCGAACGAACAACCUCCGGGACAUGUGGCAAGUGCUGCAGCUAUGAACUCGGGGAAUCAUUUGAGUUUCCCAAGUGCAGAUCGCAGUCUGAUGUCAGGGCUGAGCCUCCCAGCCAAAGCAUGGCACUUGUUCGACAUAUAUUUCGCAUACACACAUUGCUGGCUACCCAUCAUUGAGAAGCAUGACAUCCUCCGCACCGCGUUCUGUUAUAAUGAAGGGAACUUAGAGGUUUCCUGUGACUCUCGCGGUUCUGGGAAUCAUGCCGCGAUGUGGGCUAUAUUAACUCUCACCUCCUUUCAAGACGCGUCCGCUAGUCGUAAUGACGAGACCCGAGGCUCCCAUGACAGUCGACUUCCUGACGAGUUAUAUGCCCUGGCCAGAAAUUUAAUACCGUCUGAGACGGGGAAUUUUGAAAUCGGUCAUGUCCAAGCAUUACUGAUCCUUACGUUGGUCAAGCUGGGCCAGCAGGACUGGACAGCGGCUUGGAUGCUUAUCGGCCAGGCCAUUCGCAUCUCAUCCGUGCUUGGGCUAGAUCAACCAGGCACCGCCGAAUCUGAGGCGUUUUCCGAUUCGAAACUAAACACCAGACGAAAACAUGUCUUCCUCGGUUGUUUUGUGCUCGAAACUCUGCUUGCAAGCCAGUUAGGGAGGCUACCGGAACUGCAAAAAGAGCAUGUGACAAGUGUUGGCUUUCUGGACGAAGACGGUCUGGAUGAAUGGCAUCCUUGGGAGGAACCGAGCAGUCUGGUCUCAGGAAGAGGAUCUCGCGAAUUAUUUCGUCGCUGGCCAUUAUUAGCAUUGAGCACCUUUAACCGUUUGGUCUCCCUCUGCUGCAUUUUAAAUGAUAUUUGUCACUGGAAGCAAGACCGGAACAGCACUGUAUCGCGGCUGAGGCUUAUUGGCCAGGAUAUGGACCGAUGGCUUGCUGAACUACCAAAGACUUGCCGGAUUGACUUCACACCAGGACAAUCUUCUCCUUCUCCGCCUCAUGUUUUGUGUCUUCACAUUGCAUAUGAGAGCAUCGCCACGGCAUUUUAUGUCCAUGUAAGCCGGCAUCGAGCAACAGAUUUGGGUUCUGUCUCGGAGCAGGAAAAUCGUCUCCUGACAGGCUCGCGCUGCAUUUCUAUAUUGCAGCUAUACAUCAGAAGUUACGGCGUUGCAGUAACAUCCCCCGUCUUUAUAUUACUUCUCAACUUGGCGGACUGUACAAAGUACGUCUGCGAUAAUCCCAGAAUGCCCGCCUCUGUCUCUGAGCUGCGCCAAAGUCUCAGUUCCCUACAUACUCAGCUUAGCCGUGUUUGGGCGGGACAACCACGGCCUAGGCGAGAGACGAACUCGGACUCAGCAUCAGUGCCAGCAGGUUUCUCAGGUCGAGCAGAGACCUCAAGUUACUUGGACAGGACUGCUUCGCGAAGACAGACAUUCACACCAAAUACACGAGAGGGAAACCAGACAGCCAGCUUGUCGGAAAAUGGCUCUCCAGUCAUCAUAUCUCCCAAUUCGAACAAUUCACCCAACUGGUCGAGGAUUCUGUCGAAUGUCCAUGAUAAACAGCAGUCUCUUGAGACGCCAUGUCCAUCCUUGGUCCCAGACAGUCAAGUCUCCGUACAGCCAUCUCAAAGAAGCUCCUCCGUCAACGACCAGUUAAGAGGCGCAAAUCCGUCCGCGCCUCCCAAUAGUUCGAGCAUGAUGAUGACACCCGAUCCGACGUUUGCGUUACGUCCUACAGAGGCCCCUUAUCGACAACUCCUGAGCAAUUCAAACGACGGUCUGAAUUCCCUCCACGUUGACCUUGAUGGAUACGGUCAGCAGAGGCCUCAGAUUGCGCCAGAUCUGGACGCCUUAUUCGAUGAGUUGGCAUCAUUAGACGGAGGGGACAAGGUCGAUAACCAGCCUCAGUUCAUGCAGAAUCUGGGAUUUGCGCCUAACGCGGGGGUGUCGGACCUCUUUUCCGAGUAUAAUGACCUGGACGCUUUGUUAAUGUCUCCACAGCAGCGGCGUGGAGGGAAUAUUUCUUAG